CGAGGAACCUCAAACUUCCUGUUUGGUGUCAUUUUUUCUGCCAGAUUGACUCGGCUCUUGUUCUUUCAUUGAUCUUUCUUUCAUUCGGGUUCUAAAAAAGUCUCCAGUCUCAAUCUGUUCGUGUGCGUCUCCAAAAGAAAGCUGGCCAAAAGAAAAAAGCGUCUGGAUCCACAUGAGUUCACCUCAUAACAACAUUUACUACAACAACAGACAGAGACGUUACUAUCGACAGGAACAGCUGGAUGAUGAGUGCUACUGAGACUAAGUCAACCCUGGAGUCCAGACUGGACGCCCUGCAGAGCCACUUCACCUGGGACCUGGUCUUCGGCAGGUCCAUCCUUGUCCGUCUCAGGGACAAAGUGAAGGACAUUGGCACAGAUGAAAGAAACUUCUGGCUGGGUCAUGUUUACAACCUGCAGGGGUUCGUCCACUAUCACAUGGGAUUAGCUGAAGAGGCCCGGAGUUUCCUCAGCAAGGCCACCGAGGCUUUCCAUCAGAUUAGGAAGGGGGACUCAGAUGAGGGUCCCUGGUUGUUGGUGAACUAUGGGAACCUGGCUUGGCUGCACCACUACCUGGGUGAGGAUGAGGAGAGUGAGUCUUACCUGUCAAAGGUGGACGCCCUCAUGAAGGAGUACCCAUCUCCAUCCGAGGACGAGCUCCACCCAGAGGUCUACGCUGAAAAGGCCUGGACCCUGCUGAACUUUGGCAAAGACGAGAAGAAACAAGCUGCAGAUUAUUUCCAGAGAGCCAUCAGGAUGCAGCCGGACAUGAUGGAGUGGCAGACCAGCUAUGUCCUGGGGUUGGUGAGCGCCUCCAAGCAUGAAAAGGGCCUGAGCACCAUUGUCUUGGAGAAACUACGAGCAGCGAAGGAGAAGGAUCCAGAGAACCUGUACCUCGCUGUCCAAUGUCUUGAGCAAAAGGCAAAGGAAGGAGAAGACAUAGAGGACGAAGCUCACAAGCUGGCAGAAAAGAUUUUAAUGAAUCCUGUUGGCAGCUACAGUGGCAUGAAAGCAAUACUGAGGCUCUACAAGAAACACUUCUCCUACGAUGACGCCAUUAUUCUGGCAGAGGAGGCUCUGAGGAAGCAUCCAGACGAUCGCUACCUGAAGAGGUGUGCAGCGCUCUGCUACAAAUGGAGGAUCAUUUAUUUGAAAGACACACUCCCAAGGAAAAGCAUGAUGGACAGAGCCAUCGAUCUCCACAGGGAUGUGAUCUCACUUUACCCCGACUCUUUUCUGGUGAAGAAGAUCGACCUCGCCAGCAUCUAUGCCAAAUCAAGUGAGGGUCUGCGCAAAGCGGAGCAGAUCUACCAGGAGCUGCUGGAGGAGCACAUGGAGGACUUAGAUAAACAGAUGCUCUACAACCGCUACGCCAAAUACUUGUUCUAUGACCGCAAUGAACGUAGCAUGUCGAUAGAUUAUCUCAUGAAGUCGGCAGAGAUACCUCACCAGGGCUUCUACCGUAAGAACAGCAUCAAAGACUUGGAGAGUAUCCUAAAACGAGGAAAGAACCGACGGUGCAACGACAUCAAGGAGUUUCUGGAAAACCUGCAGGACUAUGAUCCUGUUCAAGCUUUCUAACUGCACCACUUAAAAAAAAAUCUGUAUAGUUGAAUCAAAAUCUAAUAACAGUAGAAUAAACGGGAUGUGUUUGGUUUGAAUUUUAGAUGAAAAUAUUGAGCUAUCAUUAAAAGCUUACUAAACAGUUUGCAGCUGAUACAAAAAAAUCCUGGUGAUGGUUUCAGUCAUAUCUCUCUCUAAAAAACCUAACACUAAACAGGAGCAUUAACUGGUUGACGUUUCUUAAAGAUGUUUCAAAGUCAUCUAUACAACAUCUUCAUUUAAAAUAAAAUACGUCAGCAUUGAGUCUGAAUACUACGAGAUUAUUUUCUCAUUUCUAAUUUUCCAGAAGUUUCCAAAAAGAACAACAUCUCAUAAUGUUAUUAUUUGAAUCAAAACAUUUGAAGUAAAAUUAAAAUCAUAUUGAUCCACAUUCAAAUCUACAUCACAAUAAAAUGUGAACAAAGUGAAAAGGUAAGAUAAAGUAGCUGCAUGAUUUACAGCGACCUGGAUAAGUUUCGAGAAAGUCUUGACUGAUGAAUCUGGGUUUUUAUCUACAAUGCACACACCACAAUCUCCUGAUAAUGAACUCACUUUCCCUUCCCUCAGACCCUGAAGUAAUUCUCUGGGAAAAUGGGAAAGAAUUAUUUGACUUUUUUGUCUAAGUAAGUUAAUUUUUUACCAAAUCUGAACAAAUAUAAUAAUUACAAGAUCUAGAAAAAUAAUUUCUCCAAAAUUUGGAAACCGACAAAGAGUGACUUUACCUUUUUGUGAGGAAUUUUACAGGAUUAAAUUCGUUAAUUAAUUAAAAGCAUAACAAAAAUGUCAAUUUGAACUAGUUUUUCUUUACAUUUUUAAAUCCCAAUAACAUCUUAAUGGGCAGUCCUUGUCAAUAAAACAUUCUCUCUGUUUUGCAUCAUGUAAUAAAUUUCUGCAGGUAAGUAACUGUGCCUUUAAAUCAGGUCUUCCUGUUUCAGUGAUGUGUUUUAUUCUUUUGGUUUCCUUUCAUCCAAAUCGAAACUGGCUGCAACGGCACGAACGAGAAGCUUCGAACUUCCUGCCUGGU
This is a messenger RNA of Mugil cephalus (flathead mullet), 2625 nucleotides long. Its product is annotated as interferon-induced protein with tetratricopeptide repeats 1-like. The coding region runs from base 243 to 1580 and encodes 445 amino acids. Gene Ontology annotation, biological process: defense response to virus. The transcript has 2 exons. Gene Ontology annotation, cellular component: cytosol. NCBI's taxonomy places the organism in Eukaryota, Metazoa, Chordata, Actinopteri, Mugiliformes, Mugilidae. The record is from RefSeq and is a predicted model, not a curated record. Gene Ontology annotation, molecular function: protein binding.